This is a messenger RNA of Suillus clintonianus, 2896 nucleotides long. Its product is annotated as kinase-like domain-containing protein. Gene Ontology annotation, cellular component: cytoplasm. The coding region runs from base 138 to 2711 and encodes 857 amino acids. Gene Ontology annotation, biological process: protein phosphorylation; signal transduction. The record is from RefSeq and is a predicted model, not a curated record. The transcript is spliced from 18 exons. Lineage: Eukaryota; Fungi; Basidiomycota; Agaricomycetes; Boletales; Suillaceae. Gene Ontology annotation, molecular function: ATP binding; protein kinase activity.
CAGUUCUACGGUUUUAAAAUUGUCGUUGCACCGCAAUUCAAUCCAUUUUGGGGCGAAAAAGUUAGCGCUAGUAGCUCGGUUCCCAGACGACAGAGUCUAUCCCUUUAAGACCCACUUGCCAAGUUGCCGUAGCGGCAAUGCCCCCUCCGCAGCCCAAAAAUCUGAUCAACGAUAUUGUUAACAAUUUCGGUGCGGAAUAUUUGGGCAAGGUAUUCGCAGUCCGUCGGAGGCGCCCCACAAAGAACGGAUGCGCACAGCGCAACUCGACAGUCAUCGACUAUGAGGGCGAUGGCGAUAUUACUGCAAGCAUCCCCCAUGCCCUCCCACAUCCUUCACCGAUCCUUCCUUCAAAUUCUUUGGCAGUGCGCCCUGUUUCUGCAACGAGUGAACAAGGACUCGACGUCUCCACCAAUUCAGCCGCCAGAUCCUCCUGGGGCUUAUCCACUGCUCGGGAGGCUUCCGACACAAGCGCAAUUCCAUUUGCAAAUCCUCCAAUGGAAGUUGCUAUUGCUAGAUUACUGGCCAUACUUCAAACUAUAUAUAGACACGGUCAGAAUAAGGCGGAUCUAGAUUGUCUGGCAUUACGACUCCAUCGACUAGUAAACUGGUAUCUGUGGAACGCCCCGACUGCCCUGGAUCCAUUUGAACAAUCUCGGAGUAAUUAUUUAGUCAGGAUUCUGCAAGAGACCUCUGCCCAGCUGAAAAUUUUGCACAAGCGUGGUCUUGCGUAUACAUCCAUCACACAAGCUAUUGUGGGAUGCUCGAUUGCAAUUGACCGUUAUCUGCUGGGGUGUCUGUGGUUUCAGAUGCAACAAAGUCAAGAUAAUGUGCGCAAUAUGUGGGAAGGUCGUCAGAGUCACGAACAUCCAAUACCGGCGAACAUCUACACCUCAUUACAGCAACUUAAUAAGAUGAUCGAAGUUCUGUUUGAACGUGACUCGCUUGCAGCCCGAAAUGGAUAUAUUGAGGAGGGACAGUACGACUUGUCCAUUGACGGAGGCACACAAGUAACCCGCCUUACAAGCCAUGAAUUGUCGGGCAUCGAAGCAGGCACGAAUAUUGUUAUGAGGGUUAUAACUGAACAGCAAGUGACCUCUGGAAUCGACUACCAAUGUCAUUUUUGCGGCGCUGUGAAUCACGUUGUCGUCGAGACUUUCUUGCAUUUGCUCCUACUAUUCCGAUGGCAGGCUGGUUACUCAAUUGAUUGUCGAACAUGCAGACGACGCUUUCAGAUUUUCCGCGUUCCUGCCAGUGCUGAGCCAAGCCCUCAACGUGUACCACGCGGUUCAUUGCACGACUACCUGAAACGAAAGUACUUCGAUUUAUCUGAACGUCAAAAGUCCAACAUUCUAUUUGAGGUGGCGGAUGGUAUUGAAUAUUUGCAUAAACAGGGCACUGUGCAUGGCAAUCUAACGGGUGACACGAUAUUCUGCGAUAGUUCAGGCCGUGUACGCAUUGCAGAUAAUCAGAUAUUCAGCGAGCAGCUCCCAGGAGAUGCGAGGUACAUUGCGCCUGAGUUUGUUUCUCACGGUUCAACAGAGGCACCACGGCCAUCAAAAGCCGGAGACGUAUACUCAUAUGGCUGCGUCGCAAUUCUUGUGUUGUCAGGGAAAGUGCCGUACUGGUGGAUUUCCGAAGAGGGCCAAGUGCUUUCAGAAAAAGUGAAGGGCAUAGGACCUUUUCGUCCGAUUGUGGAGAUGAAUGAAGUGCAACUGAACUUGAUACGACAGUGCCUAUCUACGGAGGAAUCCCGUCCUUCGAUCGAGAAGGUCCGCUAUUUAGUCUUAGUCCUAGGUUUUGGUGCCGUUGAUCUGACGAACUCAAUCCAACGGCUCAACAAGGAUUACCACAAUUCCGGAGGAUCUGCAAAUGUUCAUAAGUGCCAGCUCCGCCUAAGAGAUAUCGAUGCGAGCGUCCCACAAUUGGUUUCCCGGUACCAGUUCUCUUCUAUGACAGCUUGCCAUGACGUUGCAAUCAAGGAAAUAAAAUUUGGUGAGAAUCCAGACGUGUUGAAGAUCAUCAAUCGAUUGUUCCGAGAGAUCAAGCUAUGGUUAAAACUUGAACACGAAAAUAUUGUUCCUCUCUGGGGAGUUACGGAUGGAUUUGGUUCCCUCCCAGCACUCAUCUCGCCAUGGUUCGAAAAUGGCACUUUGACCGGAUACCUUCAGCGCAAACAUAAGAUGCUUUCCUACAAUGCAAAGUUUUCACUGCUCAGAGGUAUAGCUCGUGGACUUCAAUAUCUCCACUUGCAGUCAAUCAUCCAUGGAGACUUGAGUGGUAAUAACAUUCUCGUUGACAAGACUGGAAAAGCAAGCCUCGCCGAUUUCGGUCUUUCUGCACUCCUUCCUGAACGAACGAGUCAGGCAUUAUUGCCCACCAAUCCCACGUGUACCGCACAAUACAUGGCGCCAGAAUACUUGAUUUUCGAUGAUGAAGGCAACAUGUCAAUAAUAUUCACUCCGAAAAGCGAUGUUUACUCUUUUGGAGGGAUCAUGCUGCAUGUUUUGGAGGGCAAGAUCCCUUACCAUUAUAUCCGCAGAUAUGAAGCCAUAAUUCACUGCAUAUCACAAGGAAUAAGACCCAAAAGACCGUCUGCACCUGUGGUCAGUGACGUUGAUUGGGAUUUUAUUCAGAGAUGUUGGUCACGAGAUAUGGAGCAUCGACCCUCUGACGAAGACAUUCUGGAAUUCGUGGAGGGACGGGCUGUUUGAAUUCAAUCAUAAUCAACCUUGGAGUCUCUAUGCUUGUCCAUCAUGGGUGAUUGUGAUUCUGUUGGUAUGAGUAUCUGGAAGUUACGAGUAUUUGAUUCGCCCGAUGAUUGGGAGGAUGAUGGUUAGAGUCAAUCAUCGCCAUUUAUGUACUAACUCCCAACCAUAUUGGUCGAGCAGAACUGACG